Messenger RNA from Pieris rapae (cabbage white), 1323 nucleotides. It is a transcript of the gene Vdup1, whose product is annotated as arrestin domain-containing protein 4. The transcript is spliced from 7 exons. The record is from RefSeq and is a predicted model, not a curated record. Gene Ontology annotation, biological process: protein transport. Bases 278 to 1267 code for a protein of 329 amino acids. NCBI's taxonomy places the organism in Eukaryota, Metazoa, Arthropoda, Insecta, Lepidoptera, Pieridae. Gene Ontology annotation, cellular component: cytoplasm.
AUCAUUCAGUGUGAACUGUAUUUCUCAAUUUCCACCUACAAGUGGACUUGAGAAAUGAAAAGUUAUUUGAAUAAUGUCAUCCUAUGUAUCUAUGUGCUUUAAAUGGUAAUUAAAGUAACACAAUUACCUAAUUAACUUAUGCAAUUACCUCGCUAGUAGCCGUGUUAUAUCUGUUUUAUCCGAAGAUUCAUUAGGUACUGUUUCAUUCCUAGACUUUUUAAGUGUGAAAUCUGAAACUUGUGUUUAAUAUAAACCUUACCGCACCUCCCGAUCAAAAAUGCCCAAAAAACUGUUAAAAUUUUUAAUAGUGUUUGAUAAUACUUCUUUGCUUUAUUUUCCUGGACAAUUCUUAUCAGGAAAAGUGUUAAUGGAAUUACAAGAUGACACUCCGGUAUUGGGUUUACAUUUCCAUGUGAUUGGGGAAGGAGUAGUGCGAGUGGGCUCUGGUCGACAUGAGAGAUUAUUUGACAAAGAAAAUUAUAUUGAUUUUAGAAUGAGGUUGUUAGGGGAACCAGGUCAUAGUGCAUCUAUAUUGUCACCAGGCAUCCAUAGUUUUCCAUUUAAAUUAGGUUUGCCAAUGGGCCUCCCUUCCACAUUUCUUGGAACACAUGGAUGGGUACAAUACUUUUGCAAAGCUGCAUUGAGAGAGCCAAAUGGAUUAACACACAAGAAUCAACAAGUUUUUAUAGUUAUGAAUCCUAUUGAUCUUAAUUUGGAACCUCCUGUCUUGUCACAAGAAUUUGAGUUGGAAGUAGAGCAUAAGCUUGGCGUGGGUUGUGUGGGUGGUGGAUCUGUCCGUUGUCGUGUUUCUUUGGAUCGCGGUGCAUAUAUACCUGGGCAGAGUGUUGUGCUAACUGCACAUAUUGUCAACAAUUCAAGAACAGCAUUAAGGUGUACAAGAGCAGCACUCACAGAGACAAUUCAGUACAUAGCCCACGGCAAAGUGGCAGCUCGCGAAGUCCGCGAAUUAUCUCGCCUGGCGCACGGAAAAACUCGAGCAGGUGAAACAGACCGAUGGCGAGGGGAAUUACUUUAUGUACCACCCCUUCCGCCUACUAACCUCCGUGGGUGUCAUUUAAUAUCAGUGCAGUAUGAUGUCUUUUUUAUUAUUGAGCCAAAAAGUUUGGAAAAAGAAAUCAAACUACAGUUACCCAUAUUGCUGGGCACCUAUCCAUUCCGUGAUGAUGAUGAAGAGGCACAUCCUCCUACUCACUACCCGAGUACUCUUCCCAUUUUUAGACCCUGGCUUAAUGAGAAACAGACAUAAUGAUAUAAUAACCUCAUGGACCACAAAAGAGGUUGAUUAUGCAUUUCCAAUACAUA